Molecule: messenger RNA, 4046 nt
Organism: Metopolophium dirhodum (rose-grain aphid)
Lineage: Eukaryota; Metazoa; Arthropoda; Insecta; Hemiptera; Aphididae
Product: WD repeat-containing protein 20
Exons: 5
Coding region: 999-2483 (494 amino acids)
Molecular function (GO): protein binding
Source: RefSeq, a predicted model, not a curated record
ACUGUCACAGAUUAUAAAAUAAUCUGUGGACUGUGAUACCUUAUAGAUUUUAAAUAUUUAUUUUUUUUCUUUAAUAUAGUUAAUAACAGCUAAUAAUAUUAAAACAAUAUUAAUUAACUGUUCUUGUUCCACACGUUCAAGGUUUAUAGAUGGAUAUAACAAAAGCAUAAAAUAUACUAUACAUUAUAUUACAAUGACAUACGUCUUGUGCUGUUCUUAAACCUUUAGAAUAUUAUUAUGCUGUGGUUUUUGAGAUAGUGUUGAAUGUUGAUAUUAUCAAAUAACCCAUACUCGCUGAUAAUUCUAGAAUCUAGAUCAUUUCGUAGACGAUCAUUCCAUACCUUCCAACCAAAAUCCAAAUCAAGUUUCAGCCCAUGUUCGAUACACAGAGACAACUGCAUCUGCGUGACCAAUGACAAUAUUAUUAAUUUUAUCACUCAUAAUAAUUCAUAAUCAUAAAAGAGGAGUUCGGUGCUCCUAUCUAGUUUGUGUUCGAAUAGCUGAUAACGCGACCCGACGUCGUCGCCGACGAUGAGUUUUUCAUCCGUAAAUUCAAUACAAUGAUAAAAGAAGACGUACUACUUUAUCAUGGUGAUGAUUUCGGAGCUCUUUCGUGAAUUGUUUAUCAUCAAUCACGUUGCUCAUCUUUUCACCGGUGAUGAAUGACAAUAAUAAUAAUAUCGCGAUUAUUCCUCCGACGCCAAUCGCCGUAAUACAACACGGACAGUAUCGUCGCGUAAGCCGCCCGGUGCCCGAGACAAUGUCGUCAGUCCGACGGUCGUAGUUGACGGUCUGCCCGGGACGUGACAAGUCGAGACGACCGCGCGAUAAUUAUUGUUUGAUAGAUUCCAUCCGUCCGUGAUCGAGAGAUCGCCCGGCCGCGAUGUGCCGCGCGUGUUCGUCGUUGACGUUCGCGUCUUGUCGCGUCCGGUCGUGAUCGACAGUGUACUGUGUGUCCCGCAGCUGACCGGCCGAAAUGUGACAGACGCCCGACCGGUAUGAACGCGGCGGCCGACGGUUACGGUUCGUCGUGCAUCAUGUCCAUGAGCUUGGACGGCUGUGGCAAGGAGCAGCUCAAGACGCAGUUCGUCACCAGGGAAGGCGUCUACAAGCUGCUGACGUUGGCCACGUACUCCCGGCCGAACCGCAUCGGCUACAAUGUGCAGACCAACACUUCCGUGCGGGUGUCGUUUGUCGGCUACUCGUCGUCGGAUACCAACGGCAACAACGACCGCAUGUGCUUCAACAUCGGACGCGAGCUGUACGUUUUCUAUUACAAAGGAACAAAAAAGGGAGCAGAUUUGACUAAACCCAUAGAUAAAAAAUUAUACAAAGGAAUAAGUCCAACAUGUCAUGACUUCAAUUCAACUGCCACAACUGAAGAUUCACUACCAUUAAUUGUGGGUUUUUCAACAGGAUUGGUACAGCUGAUUGAUCCUGUUAGAAAAGAUGUUAGCGUAUUAUUUAACGAAGAGAAAAUCAUUGAUAAAACGAAAGUCACAUGUGUUAAAUGGGUACCAAAUUCAAAACAUUUAUUCCUUGCAUCACAUUCUAGUGGUCAGUUGUAUUUGUAUAAUGAGACAUUUACUUGUGGAACAACAACGCCAAGUUAUCAACAAGUUAAAUCUGGUGAAGGUUAUACAGUUCAUACAUGCAAAACAAAAAGUACACGAAAUCCAAUGUACCGAUGGUUAAUUGGUGGCGACUACAACAGUAUCAAUGAGUUUGCAUUUUCUCCGUGUAAUAUUUACUUAGCAGUUGUUUCCCAGGAUGGAUUUCUCAGAGUAUUCCAUUAUGAUAAAAUGGAAUUGAUUGGAAUGGCUCGGAGCUAUUUUGGUGGAUUUUUAUGCGUUUGUUGGUCUCCUGAUAGUCGAUACAUAGUGGUCGGAGGAGAAGAUGAUUUAGUUACAGUCUAUAGUAUUUCUGAGCAUAGAGUCAUAGCCCGUGGUCAAGGACACCAUAGCUGGGUUAGUGUAGUGGCAUUUGAUCCAUAUACGAGUACACCGCCGUCUAUGGAAUCAUGUUUACCCGGAUACUACAGACUAGGUUCCGUAGGUCAUGACACUCAAAUGUGUUUAUGGGACAUCACUGACGAUAUAUUACAUCAUGUUACAUUAGUAUCACCACUUCCUGUUGCAUCUAAACAAAAUGGUGUAAUAAAUAAUGCGAAACACAAUGUUAAUGCUAAUAAUAUACAAAAACAAACUCAAGACCCUAUGAGAUUGAUCGGUACUAUUGCUUGUCCACGUUUUGAUCAGUGUCCACGACUCGAACCAUUAAUCUGUAAAAAAAUUGCUCAUGAUCGAUUGACAGCCCUAAUUUUUCGUGAAGAUUGCUUUGUAGCUGCUUGUCAAAAUGGAUAUGUUUACACUUGGGCUCGUCCUGGAACAAUUACAAGCCUCAAUGCACAUUUGGUUUCAGAUCCAAACGCCAUCAUGUCAUCAUUAGAUCUACCUUCAUUAAAUCCUGCAUCUGCAGUCUAAUGAAUAAUUUACUACAAAUAAUAUGAUACUCGUUUAUUCAAAUGAUGAUAAUUUCUAAUGUUCUGUGUUAUAUAACCACAAAAAGUGAAAAAUUGACAAGCAAAAGGUGAUAAUUAAAAAUAAAAUAACAAUUAUAGUUCAAAUGAAUAACUAAUUAUUAUUGUACUUUAGAAUAGUAUUACAAUUUAAAUUAAAAAAUUGAAUUAAAACAAAAACAUAUAGGCUGUGAUCAUUUAUUAAUAUUGUCAGCUAAUCUAAUAAUCUUCUUAUAUCUUAAAUGGUAAUUGUAAAAUAUGAAAAAAUAUUUUAUGAAUACCAUAGGUAUAUUUUUAUUUUGUAUGUUUUUCUUUGAUCAGAUCUGUUUAAUAUUGUAAUCAGGACUAUUGUUGUCUUGUGUUCAAAUAUAUUGUGUUCAGUCUUAUUUUAUCCCUUCAAAUUGUAUUUGGGUAAUAUUUUUCAUACUUAAAACUUUAAUUAUGUAUCUCAAUGAAUAAUAGACAUAAAAAUAAAAAUAAAAUUAACAAUAGCACAGUUGGAUUGUUAAAUGGUUCGUUAAUCAUUAUUCAACGACUGUAUCACCCAAAAAACUAUGUAUGUAAAAAAUGAAAAAAUAUGAAAAUUACUUAUACUGACAAAGUUUACAAUAUUUUACAUUUUUAUUAUUAACAAACACAAAUACAUUAAUAUAAGUAAAAUUAAAAGAUAGUUUAUCAUAAAUGGAUAUAAUUUUAUUUAAUAAAAAUAAAUUUAUCAUUACCAUUGUACAUAAAUAUUAUUUGUACUAGACAAUUUAGACUGAUCCUUUAUAAAACAUGCUAAAAUGUAUAUGUAUAUAUAUAUAUAAGUAUCUUUAUUAGUUUUAUAGUAUAAGAUCAUUUUGAUUGACUGGUAGGUUUAUUAUACAUAAAUGUAUCUGUACAAAAUAUUUUAUAAAACAAGUUUUCAUUUUGUAAUAGUUUAAUUAUUUAUACCAUUAUUAAAUCCAAUUUGAAUUUAUUUUCGUACCACCUUAUUGACUGAGUUAUAUUUGUUUUUCAUAUUAUAUUUCAUUACUGUUACUUUUAAUAUUAUGUCAAUGUUUGUAUAUAAGGAAGGACAUAAAUUAAAAUAAAAUCAUACCUAGAAAUCAGUAAGCAUGCCAAAAUUCUUUGUUAGACAACUUAAACCUUGUAAUCUCUAAAACUACCACUUAUUACUGGUUUUUUUAUGUUAGAAACGGUUUCUAUAGUAAUGCAUUUUAUUUUUAUUGUACUUAAAUAGAAAAUGUCACAUUCCACAAUAUUAUUAUUUUUUAAUAAUUUCUAUGUGUGCUUAGCUAGUCGAAAUUCCUCUAUGAACGGUUGUACCUUUUUCUUUUUUUGAUAUACUUACUAUUACAAGGGUAAUUUUUGUAUAUUUUAAUUGAUUAUUUUUGUUUAUAAAAAAAUAUGAAAUAAUAUUAUACUAAUCAUUUUUGUAUACUUUUAUUUUAUUUUAAUUUUAGUUCAAUAAUUAUUUUUAAAAAUAUGUAAUUGUUCUAAAAUGUUGGAUAAUUUUAUGGCCAAUAUAUUAUAUUUUAUAUUA